AUGGCGUAUGCCAUGGAACGAGCUGGAGUCGAUGGCCUCAUACACUUCGCAAAAACUUUUACUGGCAACUUGCUGUCUGAGACGUGGUUCUCUUAUGCCGCCUUCGCUUUACGACAGAAGUCCAUAGAGAGUUGGGAUAUUGUAGUCGCCAUGGUUACUUUACAGCACCUUAAUGCUGAAGAGUGUUUGAAAAUAUUCAAAAAGAUAUUGUCGACUUUUGAAGAUGUCGAGAAUACACAAGACGUUUCAUUUUCGGAUACAACCUUCGUACUGUGGAAACAAGAAAGUGAUACGGAUGCUUCGAUCAGGCAAACUCGUAUGAGAUUUUUGCUUCAUGGAAUGGCGGACGGGAUGAUCAAAUACCUAGAAAAGCUCGCAGAAAAACCAUUGGAUUGA
This is a messenger RNA of Plasmopara halstedii, 396 nucleotides long. RefSeq lists its product as uncharacterized. NCBI's taxonomy places the organism in Eukaryota, Oomycota, Peronosporomycetes, Peronosporales, Peronosporaceae. The transcript is spliced from 2 exons. The coding region runs from base 1 to 396 and encodes 131 amino acids. The record is from RefSeq and is a predicted model, not a curated record.